Messenger RNA from Stegostoma tigrinum, 2149 nucleotides. Its product is annotated as sperm-associated antigen 16 protein. The transcript is spliced from 17 exons. Gene Ontology annotation, molecular function: protein binding. The record is from RefSeq and is a predicted model, not a curated record. Gene Ontology annotation, biological process: axoneme assembly. The coding region runs from base 96 to 1973 and encodes 625 amino acids. Gene Ontology annotation, cellular component: axonemal central apparatus. NCBI's taxonomy places the organism in Eukaryota, Metazoa, Chordata, Chondrichthyes, Orectolobiformes, Stegostomatidae.
CGCCCACUACCGACGAACUCUCGCAGGAGGAUUCGCGAGAGCGGCGGCGGUGUCAAUGGCAACGGCACACGAGUAAACGAUAACUCAACGCGGUAAUGUCGGAGGAGCAGGAGGACGGCACUUUCUACCUGCAGCAGGUUACUAUAACAGAAGAAAGUGAAGGGGAUUACCAAUAUGAAGAGAUUCCUGUUGAUGAUGACAUCAGUAUUCCAGAAGGAGAAGAAAGUUUGGAGAAUAUCGUGAAAACAAUAGAACAACGAAAUGAAGAUUUAAAGGCCACAUUUACUUCAGAGAGAGUUAUUGCUGCUUCUUUACUUGCUGAGGAGAAUGAUUUGGUUCCAGUGCAGCCUGUGUGCCAAGGAGGAGAAGUGGUUGAUGAUUUUCUAAGAAAUUUUCUUAUCAAGAUGGGAAUGAUGAAAACUCUUGAAUGUUUUCAAAUUGAAUGGUACGAAAUGCUGCAGAAAGGUCUACUGAAAUUGCAGGACGUGGGAUUUGUUCCUGAUGUAUAUGCCCAAAAUCAGCUGCUAGAAAAUGAGGUGAAAAACUUGAAGAAAGAUCUUGAGAACUGCAAGAUAGCAACCAAAACAGCUGGUGAAACAUUAGUGAAACUUCGGAAAGAACGCGAUUUUCACAGGAUGCAUCAUAAGCGUGUGGCACAAGAAAAGAACAGACUCAUUAAUGAUAUUAAAAGGCUUAAGAAGCACUAUGAAUCCUUUGAACCUACCCUGAGCAGGAUCAAAGAGAAAUAUAAUACUGCAAUAAAGCAAAAGAUGUUGACAAGUUUGGAGAAAGACAGAGCUCUUGUGCAGGUGUCAGGUUUGCAAGCAACCUUGCGUGCCAUGGAAUGUGGAUGGGAUUUGCCAGUUGCUGUGACUUCAGCAGGAAAUAAGGGCCACAGCGAAUGUAAGAAAGAUGGUCCCAGCCAAAGAGCACUUGCUGAAGCUAGAGCACUUGCUGAAACUAAAGAAGACAAGCAUCAUUGUGAUCCACCUGAUGAUUCAACAAAGCAGUUGGAUUCUGAAUUUCCAGUUGACACACGAGUGAACCCGUAUCUUGCUCAGAUGAAAGGCUCUCCCAGUAAUUUACUUAGAUCAGGUGGAUGCAAACUAACAAAGACACUGAAAGUACAUGAGCUGGCAGUGAGCUGCCUAGCUCUUCACCCACGGAAGCAAAUCCUAGUGACUGGAAGUGAUGAACGCCUCUGGAAGAUGUGGUCCAUUCCCAAUGGUGACAUUAUCAUGACGGGUGAAGGUCAUGGUGAUUGGCUUUCUGGCUGCUGCUUCCAUCCCAGUGGCAACAUGCUAGCUACCACCAGUGGAGACAAAACAGUGAAGAUUUGGGAUUUUACAAAAGUUGAAUGUGCAUCCACAUUUACUGGCCAUCUUCAUGCUGUCUGGGGCUGUUCGUGGCACAGCUGUGGUGAUUUUGUAGCAUCUUGUUCCAUGGAUAACACUAUUAAGAUCUGGGAUAUUAACAGUAAGAGGUGUAGACAGACGCUCCGAGGUCAUGUUGAUUCUGUGAAUAGCGUUGAGUUUCUCCCCUUCUCCAAUACGCUGCUCUCCAGUGCAACUGACAAGACCAUUUCUCUGUGGGAUUCCAGAACGGGACUGUGCGCUCAAACUUUCUUUGGUCAUCUGCAUUCCUGCAAUGAUGCCACCUUUAACUUGAAGGGUGAUACAGUUGUUUCCUGUGACUCAUAUGGCAUACUAAAGCUUUGGGAUGUGCGGAAAGUGGCAAUAAUGCUAUCAGUUGAUGCAGGCCCUCAUCCUGGAAAUCAAGUGAUUUUCCACCCAUCAGGUCAACUGGUGGUCAUGGCCAGUAAUGAUGGAACUGUGAAGAUAUUGGAUCUGCCCUCGGGUCAGUUGUACAGUCUGUCAGGGCAUGAAGACGCUGUGCAGUGUGUGCUAUUUGACCACAAAGGUGAAUAUGUGGUAUCAGGAGGCUCUGAUGGUACUAUCCGCCUCUGGACAUGAAACAAUAGUUAUAAUAUCCAAAUGUUGAUUCCACCUUUUGAUUAGUUUUUGGCUCUUACGUAUGAAUCAGAUCUAUUUUGUGGAAAAAUUGGAUAAUGUAGUGGAGAGCCCUUCUAAACUGUGUGACUACAGAGUGUAAUAAUCAACUUUUCUUGUCUGUUGUCAAUGAAUAAAUU